AUGACAAUGGAAUUUUUCCUGCCCAGGAUGGAAAGUAAGAACCUCUUCCUAAGCCUACUGCUCUGCUACAGUGUGCUCAGAGCUGCCCAUUCUCAUAUGGUAAUUGAAGAGAAGACAGAAUGCAACCUGUCAAGGAGCAACAAAAUGAAUCUCCAAGAUCUCCCACCCAUCUCCAUAGUAGAUUUAACUAAAAGAUCCCAGAAAGUCAGCAGGAAAGAGGCAGAGAACAAGAAAUCUUCCAAGAAAAACGCUGAACCAAAGACAUCUCCAAAACCAAGGCCCACACCAGCUGCUGACUGUGUGCCAAACUUCAAAACCUGCAAACCACACUUGAAUUCAUGUUGUAACUACUGUGCUUUGUGCAAAUGCCGAAUUUUUCAGACCAUCUGCCAAUGUCUAAUGUUAAACCCAAAGUGCUAA
This is a messenger RNA of Gavia stellata (red-throated loon), 420 nucleotides long. RefSeq names its product agouti signaling protein (gene ASIP). NCBI's taxonomy places the organism in Eukaryota, Metazoa, Chordata, Aves, Gaviiformes, Gaviidae. The transcript is spliced from 3 exons. The record is from RefSeq and is a predicted model, not a curated record. Gene Ontology annotation, cellular component: extracellular region. Gene Ontology annotation, biological process: hormone-mediated signaling pathway; positive regulation of melanin biosynthetic process; melanosome organization. Gene Ontology annotation, molecular function: neuropeptide hormone activity; melanocortin receptor binding. The coding region runs from base 1 to 420 and encodes 139 amino acids.